This is a messenger RNA of Gongylonema pulchrum, 501 nucleotides long. The record is from the annotation of a GenBank genome assembly. NCBI's taxonomy places the organism in Eukaryota, Metazoa, Nematoda, Chromadorea, Rhabditida, Gongylonematidae.
AUGGAUUCUUCGAUGUGCGAAUCCGAAGAUGUGUUACGCCCAAAGGAAGGCUCAAGUGAGAUCGAUGAUCUCGCUAUGGAUGAGCCCGGUGCGUCGUCCAGCGGAGAUGCCGGCAGGAAUGACGCGAUUGACGAUACCCACAUGCCGGCCGAUUUAAUGGGGAAGCAUUGGGUGAAGGAAAGAAUACUUGGAAAAGGUGGAUAUUUCCAAGUGUACAAAGCUAGAACGGACGAUGGACGUUCGUUCGCAAUGCGAGUGAGGCUGGAACCGGCCGGUCUCAAUAAAUGGCGCAAAAAGCGCCAGGGAAAGUGGACGAAAAAGACCGAGGAUUAUUUUAAUAAAAUACGGGAAAUCACAGGCCACAUCGUGCCACAUCCGAAUUUAGUGGAAGUAAUUGGAUUUCGCAAGGUCGGAAUACGGUGGCAGAUGAUCACCGAAUAUAUUGAUGGCGUAGAUUUGUUCGACUACAUUGGCCGAAGUAUGCUUCUUUCUUGCAUGUAA